UGGAACGGGACCCGUGAAUGCAUCCAGAUAGACUGGUGCUGAGUCACGGCUGGGAGGCCUCUGCAGUUCCCCCCACCCCUCUAGCAGGUCACUGCGUACACCCCAUCGCUCCUCCCCACUUCAAAAAGGAAGGAAAGGGCAAGCCACAGCACUCCACAGGGGAGUGAGUGCAAUAGAGGUGUUCAAGACAUCUGCCUUCAGAAAACCUCCCUGCCAGCUUGCCCAGGGGGCUUAGCAGAGAACAGAUCAACUCACCCCAGCAGUGAGCAGCCAACGGUCUCCCUUUCCACCAGGAUGGAGAAUCAGCGGCACAGUCCCAAAAAGGAGCCCGAGAUCGAGCUUUUUGUGAAGGCUGGUCUGGAUGGAGAAAACAUUGGAAAUUGCCCCUUCUGUCAGCGCCUCUUCAUGGUGCUCUGGCUCAAAGGAGUCAAGUUCAAUGUGACCACAGUGGACAUGACCAGGAAACCUGAAGAGCUAAAAGAUUUAGCACCAGGCACCAACCCACCCUUCUUGCUGUUCAACAGGGAGCUGAAAACGGACUUCAUUAAGAUAGAGGAGUUCCUGGAGCAGACCCUUGGCCCACCCAUGUAUCCACACUUGAGCCCCAAGUACAAGGAGUCCUUCGAUGUUGGUAGUGACAUCUUUGCCAAGUUCUCGGCGUACAUCAAGAAUCCACGCAAGGAAGCAAAUAUCAAUUUCGAGAAGGCCCUGCUGCGGGAGUUUCAGCGCCUGGAUGUCUACAUGAACACCCCUCUCCCUGAGGAGAUUGAUCAGGACAGCAUGGAGGAUGUUACUGUCUCCAAGAGAAAAUUCUUGGAUGGAGAUCACUUGACACUAGCUGACUGUAACCUCCUGCCCAAACUGCACAUCAUCAAGAUCGCAGCCAAGAAGUACCGUGACUUUGAGAUCCCAGAGGACAUGACAGGUGUCUGGCGCUACCUGAACAAUGCCUACGCCUGCGAUGAGUUCAGCCACACGUGCCCAGCGGAUGAAGAGAUAGAACGCACCUACGCCAGUGUCGCCAAGAAGAUGACCUAGUGCUGCUGCUGGAAGCAUGCCAGCAGCACUGCCUCUGUCCAGACCCCCUCUGUCUCCAUAGUCCUGACACAACCAAACUCUGGCUGAGAGAGGAUUUGGAGGGGGGUUUAUGGCAUUAGCCACUGCCUUUUGGAAACAACGCCUUGCUUCACAGCCGCUGCUGUCCCCUCCUCCUCUGCAGGCUGGCUGCAGCCCUGAUAUGCCAUCAGCAUGUGUAUGUCCUGGUCACUACCUGGCUGCAGUUGCAACUACUUCCCCACCUCCUAAAGACAGAUCUUCUGGGGUUGCCAGUAUGGCCUGGAACUACACAUCAUAGGAAAAUCUGAGCACUAGCCUUUUGUAUUGGCACCCUUGAUGAAAGAGAUGAGAUCUCCCAAACAGUCUUACCAGCUACUGCUAUAUCAUCCACUGCUGGAACUGCAUGAGCAUCUAAUGCCCUACUCUGCCUGGCCCUGGUCUCUAUGGCUGCCACCCAAAUUGCUAGCCCCACACAGGCGGAGCAGUCCUAUAUGUUCAGGAAGAAGCAUCCAAGUGUCCAGGGAUACCAGCACAUCACAGAUUCAUGGGAAAAGUAGCUGUUUGAAUCCACCCAGUCAUCCUUCUGUAGAAUUUGUGGCUGGUAUCUCUUCUACUAAAGCAUCCACAUUAGACCUGAAGACGCUUAGAGAAUCUGCAUUCAGUAAUUUACUGCAGCAGUUAACUACCCCCACUGCUAAAGGAAAGAAUUGCAAUGUGCAUCUAAUACUUCUUUAGGGGCAUGUAGGUGCUAGGGAUGAUGCUUGGUGUGAGAGUGCCAGGACAUGCCAUGGGUUGGGAAGGAGAUGCGUGAGGGCUCUGUAGAGGGCUCAGGGUGGAGGGAUCUGCUGGGAUCUUGCAGACCAGCCUGGUGCAGCCAUACCCUCACUGGUGUCAGGAUAUUUCUCCUGAGCGUACUAGAAGAACUGAAAGCACCUAACUACACAAGCAGCUGGCUGUAAAGUCCUGCCUGGCUCCUGCGAGCUAAAAAAGCUAUCUUCACCUUGCCUAACACCAUGAGAGAUGCAGCCAUGUGCAAAUGCGGUUCUAUCACCACAUUCCCAAUCCCCACCAAAACUGAAAGCGUCAGAUUUGGAGAGCUGUAGGGUAGGACAUUCAUGUGGUUUCCACGCCCCAGGACCAGUCAGCCUGAGAGAGCAGGCAAAAACUGGUCUGCGAAGCAUUGUUUUUGUGGGCGAUAUCUGGCAGAUUUGGUGCCAGCCCACUGCCCUUGGCUCUUUUUUUGUCCCUUCUCAUCCAGCAUCUUUGGUGCAAGAGGAAUAAAAGUUGUUCUGCAUGGCCAUGACUUCCCAUCCUCCCCCAUCAGAUGCCUCCAGCUCCCCAGGGCUCCUGCCAGCAUCUAUGAAUUCAGCCAGCUCUCUCCAGCCUUUUGCUGGUGGACAAAAAAUACUGUAAUACGAGUGUAACGGCCUCUGCGGAGACACAGAGAGAUGGCAGAAUCACCCUCCAAAUCUCACUACUGCUUCCCUCUUUGCACUAAAAGAUGUGUCCUUGCAAACCUGCUUCUGAUAGUGCUGGAUUUGGGGACUGUUUUUUUUUUUUUUUUUAAUAAUGGGUUUUGGUUGGUUGGUUGGUUUGUUUUUUAAACUAAGAACAGCAAUAAACUUUAUUUUAAUAGUG
Messenger RNA from Rhea pennata, 2694 nucleotides. RefSeq names its product chloride intracellular channel 2 (gene CLIC2). NCBI's taxonomy places the organism in Eukaryota, Metazoa, Chordata, Aves, Rheiformes, Rheidae. Gene Ontology annotation, biological process: negative regulation of ryanodine-sensitive calcium-release channel activity; chloride transmembrane transport. The transcript has 6 exons. Bases 295 to 1038 code for a protein of 247 amino acids. Gene Ontology annotation, molecular function: chloride channel activity. The record is from RefSeq and is a predicted model, not a curated record.